AUGGCACUGAGUCUAUUGAAUAAAGUGUGCCUUAUUACCGGUACAGGAGGAUCCAUGGGACGUGCGGCGGCACUGAAGUUCGCGAUGGAGGGUGCUAAAAUCGUGGGGUGCGAUGUUAACACCUCCAAUGAAUCCGCCACUGUGGAGGCUGUACGCAAGCAGGGCGGCGAAAUGAUAUCCAUGUCGCCCUGUGAUCUGACCAAGCGUGAAGAGUGCGAAAAACUAGUUAAGCUAGCCAUCGAUACCCAUGGCAGAAUCGAUGUUCUGUACAACAACGCUGGGAUGGCUUAUUUUGCCUGGAUGGAUGACAUGAAAGAUGGGGACUGGCAUAAGACUAUCAGUCAAGAGCUGGAUCUCGUCUAUCUUCUGACAUCAGCUGCCUGGCCUCAUUUGAAGACGUCACAUGGAUCCAUCAUCAAUGUCGGUUCCGUCAACGGUUGGGUUGCCCUCUCUGCACUUCCAGCAUUGGCGCAUGUUGCAGCCAAGGGAGGUGUUAUCUCCAUGACACGCCAGCUUGCAAUGGAGGGCCGGGAGCAUGGGGUCAGAGCCAACUCGAUCUCUCCGGGUGUCAUCGUUUCUCAACAGACAGCCCCUCACAUCGGCACUGGGGACUGGUCUGAAGCGAUGUUGAAGAAAAUUAUGCUUGGCCGAUUUGGAAAACCGGAGGAGGUAGCUUCCGUGGCUAGAUUCCUAGCUUCGGAUGAAAGCUCAUAUAUCACGGGUACGGACAUCCGAGUCGAUGGUGGCCUGACAGCCUGGUAG
This is a messenger RNA of Penicillium cataractarum, 762 nucleotides long. RefSeq names its product SDR family NAD(P)-dependent oxidoreductase. NCBI's taxonomy places the organism in Eukaryota, Fungi, Ascomycota, Eurotiomycetes, Eurotiales, Aspergillaceae. Bases 1 to 762 code for a protein of 253 amino acids. The record is from RefSeq and is a predicted model, not a curated record. The transcript has a single exon.